Molecule: messenger RNA, 906 nt
Organism: Naegleria gruberi
Lineage: Eukaryota; Heterolobosea; Eutetramitea; Acrasida; Naegleriidae
Exons: 1
Coding region: 1-906 (301 amino acids)
Molecular function (GO): hydrolase activity
Source: RefSeq, a predicted model, not a curated record
AUGAAGAAAAUUAUAUUAUUUAUUUCAGUAACUUUGUGUUUGUUUGGACUUUAUCAUACUUUGAGUCCAAGAGUUGUAAUGGAACAUUCAGUGAACGUUUCAAAAGGAUUGGAUCAAAAGAGAUACAUUAAGAUUAUUCCUAUUAGUGAUGUACAUUUGGGGCAUUCAAUGAGUGUUAAGGAUUUUUCAAAUUUGAGUCAGGACAUUUUGAAUAUUGUAAAUAGAGAUCCAGAAAAUACGCUUGUACUUUUUAUGGGAGACUUUUUCACUUUUGAAUCAGAAUUUAACGUUGCCUUCGAAGAUGCAAUUUAUGAAGGAUUGAAACCACUCCAAUCCAUUCACAAGAAUGUCUAUGUAGCUCUAGGAAAUCAUGAUAUAGAUCUUCUGGAUACUGUUCUUUACCAGCUAAAAAGAUUACAAAUUACAAUUCUUACAGAUGAAAGUUUGGUAUUGAAGAAGAAACGAAUUCAAUUGACAGGUUUCAAUUACUUCUUUAAGAAUGCUGACAUUUUAUCUAAACAAGUAGCAAGUAAUGCCAAGAUGGAGAAGGAUGUAGAUUUAAGACUUUUAUUAUUACAUAAUCCUUCUCACUUUAAAUAUGCUGCUAGUGAAUUGAAUGACAAGAUUCCAUCUAUUACUUUUAGUGGACAUUUUCACGGUGGACAAUUCAGUGCUCGUAAUUUCUUCAGAUCUCUAAGGAUAGGUUUUGUUGAGGCUAUUACUGGUCAUCCUGACUAUGAAUGGUAUGGAUUUGAUUUUGAAUCUGAAACUGUCAAGUCCCUUAGCUCUAUUGCUUUGAAACCUUCCAAUCCAUUACUCUAUGUUUGUUCAGGGGCUGGUUUUUAUGGACCUCCUUUACGAAUUGGCACAUCCUCCGAGUUACCAAUUAUUCAUAUCAAUUACUAA